AAAAUCGAAAGCUGAUUAUCGAUAUAAAAGUAAAUUUACGAUAAAAAUUUGAUCACAUGAUUUCUCACGCAGUUAGACAAAAUUUAUCAGCUGUAAAAUUCCUGUAAAUAAUUUACUGUCAUAAUGUCUUUUGAAGAAGAAAGCUCUGCAUAUAAUUCAAAUUAUGUUGUUGGCUCGUACAACAAAGAUUUUGAGUAUGGGUCUGAUGAGCAAGAUGCUGAAUUUCAUGGAUCUGAUUCUGAAGACCAGAAACCUAGGAUAUUAUUGAUGGGCCUUCGAAGAAGCGGAAAAUCUUCGAUACAGAAAGUUGUUUUCCAUAAGAUGUCGCCUAAUGAAACAUUAUUUUUGGAGAGCACUAAUAAAAUAGUGAAAGAUGAUAUAUCAAACAGUUCCUUUGUUCAAUUUCAAAUUUGGGAUUUCCCUGGUCAGAUAGAUUUCUUUGAUCAAACUUUUGAUUCUGAAAUGAUAUUUGGUGGUACUGGUGCUCUUGUUUUUGUUAUAGAUGCUCAGGAUGAAUAUAUUGAAGCUCUGGAUAAGCUGAAAAUGACUGUAGCAAGAGCACAGAAGGUAAAUCCAGAGAUUAAGUUUGAGGUGUUUAUACACAAAGUUGAUGGUCUAACAGAUGAUCAUAAAAUUGAAACUCAAAGAGAUAUUCAUCAGCGAGCAAAUGAUGAUCUCAUUGAUGCUGGUUUAGAAAAUGUCAAUUUGAGCUUUUAUCUCACUAGUAUUUAUGAUCAUUCAAUAUUUGAAGCGUUCAGCAAAGUUGUCCAGAAACUAAUUCCACAAUUGCCAGCUUUAGAGAAUUUGUUAAAUAUCUUUAUUACAAAUUCUGCCAUAGAAAAAGCCUUCUUGUUUGAUGUCAUAAGUAAAAUUUACAUUGCCACUGAUAGUACACCUGUAGAUAUGCAGUCCUAUGAGCUUUGCUGUGAUAUGAUUGAUGUUGUUAUAGAUAUUUCUUGCAUCUAUGGACUUAAAGAAGACGAAGGAAGUGCUUUUAAUUCUAAAUCGUCAAAUAUCAUCAAGUUAAAUAAUAGUACUGUUUUAUAUCUCAGAGAAGUCAACAGGUUUUUAGCUUUAGUUUGUAUCCUGAGGGAAGAUAAUUUUAAUAGACAAGCACUUAUUGACUACAAUUUCCACUGCUUUAGGCAAGCAAUCCAAGAUGUCUUUGAUGUUCGUUUCAAGUCGCCAAAAAGUUCUCAUUCAAUAUCACGUACUCAUUCUAUGGUAGAUAAUGGCUUGACCAAUGGUUAUGGAGAUCAGUCAUAAAAAAAACAAAAACAAGAGCUCUGCUGAAGUUCCAUGUUAAUUUAUUAAUGGACAAAAUAAAAAGAUAUAUAUAUAUUUUCUUCAGUAUAAAUUUUUAAAUUGAAAACUUAUUUUGAUGUUAAAAAUUGUGUCUAGUCCCUCUAAAAUUGUACUUGAUCAAGUAUUCUAUUUUUUAUAUGAAUUAUUAAGAUUGUAUUGUAAAAUUGUAUACUUUCCUUGCUUUUAUUUUAAAACAAUGAUUGAUUGUGAAGAAAUACUGAUCGAGUUGGUAUUUUUGUUUUUCUUUGUUUCAUCUCAUUAACUGCCAAGGCACACAUGCCUCAUUCAAUUGCAUUCUGAAAGCUGUGAACAAUAUAGUUAUUAGAAUUGUGUUUCAGUGUACUUUCAUUGUAAUUUUUAAGGUCCAAGCAUGUUAAUUUCAGAAUUUCCAUGACAGUUUAAAUCUAUUCUUCAUUGUGCAUGUACAGUUAGAUGUUUGCUUUCCUUUUAUUCUGCCGUCAUACAUUUUUGGCUACAUUUAAAAUUACUCCCAGCUGCAUGCAUUAAUUAUCACUGAUGGCCAAAUGCUCAUGUACAAAGCGAUUAUGAACUGACCACAUGUAUAGUUUGUUCUGGUUCCUUUUAUUCUCAAAAAUCAGAGCAAAUAUUUUAACUUAUGACUUGUAAAUAACUGUCCUGUCAUGCAAUUUAAUGAGUGUUGUGUACAAAUAAAUUUAUAUUAUUAUUCA
This is a messenger RNA of Argiope bruennichi, 1994 nucleotides long. RefSeq names its product ras-related GTP-binding protein C-like (gene RagC-D). Gene Ontology annotation, molecular function: GTPase activity; GTP binding. The record is from RefSeq and is a predicted model, not a curated record. The transcript has 9 exons. Gene Ontology annotation, biological process: positive regulation of TOR signaling; regulation of autophagy; cellular response to amino acid stimulus. NCBI's taxonomy places the organism in Eukaryota, Metazoa, Arthropoda, Arachnida, Araneae, Araneidae. Gene Ontology annotation, cellular component: Gtr1-Gtr2 GTPase complex; nucleus; lysosome. The coding region runs from base 124 to 1266 and encodes 380 amino acids.